AAGCUUCUUAUAUAUGAGUUGGCAAGACUGGAGAGCUGUGUGGCCUCUAGUCAGUAACCACCCACCCGCCGAAAAGGUAAUACGCUGGCCCACGAUGGCUGACAUCAACACGGAAAACGAUCAGGAAAUCAAUGGGGGCAGGAAACCAGCAUUGGGUCGCGGUGCGUUACUCAAGGAAGCCACAAAGACCUUUCACCAACCCGGAGCCAAAGUGGGCAAGCAUUACAAGCCUGUGAGUGUGGACGACGACCUGCCGAACGCCCCACCGGCCAUCCCAGGGGAAUGCGCCGUGCAGGUCUCGUGGCACCACCUCGCCGGCGCACCCGUAGCCUACCAGAUGCAACAGCUAAUGACGGCCAAGGAAGAAAGUUCUGAGGAUAGUGAAGAGGAGCAGCUGCCACUCCUUGGAGCCAUGACUCUGGAAGAUGCUAAGCCUCCACGUGCAAAGCCAAUACUCAAGCCCUUCCUGGACUUUACACAACAUGCCUGGCAGAAAUUGCAAGGGAGUGGUGCAGGCACUACUACUUCCCAGAAGGUAGAGGAGAAAAAACAAGUAAGUGGCACAAAUGCAAAAGAUAAUGAAAGUUUAAAUCCUCUGUGGGAGCCUCACAUUAUGGAGAAGCAUCUCUUCCAAGUACCUGAUAUUGCCUCGGAUACCGAUUUUCCUGUUCUUAUGCCCUCAAAAGCUGCUGUCAAAAAGAAAAAAUGAUCUUGGACUUCAAGUAGGAGGUCUAUUUUAGUAUUAUUGUAAGCUAUCCAGAUUGCAUGGGGACAUUUUAUUGGAUACAGAAUCCUGAAUUGCCCAGAUACAAGAAUUUUACUCACCAUUUUAUGAAAACAUGGACAAGCUUUCUUUUAUCCUAAGACUCAUCCAGGGAGCCUAGAUGUCUUAUUCCAGUUUUAUUCCAGGACUUGUAUAGAGAAAUUAGAUGAUAUAUUUGUACCGUACGUUAAGGAUUUUGAGGAGCUUAGAAAGACGUUAGAAAUAACCUUUUAGUUGAAGAAAAUUAGCUCCAAUAAGAAAUGUGCAAUCAAGUGGACUAGGAAUGUUUUCUGUAUAAGAAUGUUUCAUAGUACUCAAAUUAAACAAAUGUUGCUUUUAUAAAAAAGAAUCGGUGGACACAUUUACAGGAAACUGUUACUCAUUUUGGUAAAUCAGUAAAGAAUGAUUGUUGUAGCAGAGAAUGAUUGUUGUAGCAAGACAGUGUAUGCUGAACUUCUAUUUUAUAGACAGUGAGAAUCUGUCAAAAGUAUGGCAAAUAUGGCAACAGCCUCCAAUAUGCUGUGUUUUAGGCUAGGUUAAAAGAAGCUCCCUCAUAUAUUUUGACCAUGGAGGAAAGAAUUGUCAAAUGCAUUUUAUCAACACCUUGUUUGACAUAAUUGCUGGUAUAUCAGUGAUGCAUUUGCAUACUUCAUACUGCAUUGGUUUGCAUUAAAAAAUAAUAACUGAAGUUAGGACACUGGAGCACUCAGCACGAUUUCCUGACUUCUAUCCCUUCCCCCAAGUUUCACUUUUUAAGUUACUGAUAGGCAUGUAUUUUCUUCAUUGGCCACUUAUGGUGCACCAUUUUUGUUACUCCUAAUUAUUUUUCCCAAAGAAAAUUAUAAUCUUCAAAAUUUUGCAAUAUACACACAUGGGUCCACACAUUGUCCACUGCAUAUACAUAUACACAGAGCAAAGUCAGCUUGGGUGGAGUACAGACGGAUGCUUUAGACCCUUAAACAUGUGCAAUACUGGUUUUAUAUGAUAACAUUAGGUACUUGCUUCCAGCCUUUGUUGAGGAUGAAUGAAACUACUUUCAGGAGAAUGAAUGGAACAGCUUUCACUUGUAUACCGUUGACAUUUGUAGUGAAAGGUUUUAUCUUGUUUAAAGGAGGAGAAAAGGAUAAGAAUAUAUUAUAUAGUGAUCAACUUGCAUGUAACAAACAUUCAAUAAAUGAUCAUGUUUCC
Molecule: messenger RNA, 1951 nt
Organism: Eriocheir sinensis (Chinese mitten crab)
Lineage: Eukaryota; Metazoa; Arthropoda; Malacostraca; Decapoda; Varunidae
Exons: 5
Coding region: 14-709 (231 amino acids)
Source: RefSeq, a predicted model, not a curated record